Dromiciops gliroides (monito del monte) is the source of this 2031-nucleotide messenger RNA. Its product is annotated as carnitine O-palmitoyltransferase 2, mitochondrial-like. Gene Ontology annotation, molecular function: carnitine O-palmitoyltransferase activity. Gene Ontology annotation, cellular component: mitochondrion. Bases 1 to 2031 code for a protein of 676 amino acids. Gene Ontology annotation, biological process: fatty acid beta-oxidation. The transcript is spliced from 5 exons. Lineage: Eukaryota; Metazoa; Chordata; Mammalia; Microbiotheria; Microbiotheriidae. The record is from RefSeq and is a predicted model, not a curated record.
AUGGCCCUGUGCCUGGCACUGUCCCCUGGGCAGGGGGCUGCCAGGAGAGCCUUAAGGAAGCUCAUAACCUGCCACGGGGACACUUUCUGGAGUUUAGUUCCAGCUAGGGCCCUGCGGGCCUUCCGAACUCACCCGAUAAAGCACACAGACUAUCUGCAUCACAGCAUCGUGGACACCAUGCACUAUCAGGAAAGCCUGCCCAGGCUGCCUAUUCCCGAUCUUGUAGAUUCAGUAAGAAGAUAUCUACGUGCCCAAAAGCCUAUUUUAGAUGAUGACCAGUUCAGGAAAACAGAACUUUUGAGUCAUUCUUUUAAAUACGGUAUUGGAAAAGAUCUGCAUGAAGAGCUGGUGGCCUUGGAUGAGCUCCAUCAGGACACCAGCUACAUCUCAGCAAUGUGGAUCGAUGCCUUUUUGGCUCUUCGUGAUUCUAUAGCUUUCCACAGUAAUGCAGCUCUCGCCUUCCAAGCAGAUCCAAACCCAGAACAGAAUGACCAGCUCACCCGAGCGACCAACCUGACCAUGUCAUCAAUCCGGUUCCUGAAGACUUUCAGGGCUGGAUACCUUGAGCCAGAGGUCAUGCAUUUGUACCCAGAGAAGACCGACAAUGAACAAUUCAAGAAACUCAUUCAGUUCAUCUCUCCAGACAUCGUGUGCACAGCGGCCUCCAUGGUGAGCGCCUAUCCUCUGGAUAUGUCUCAGUUCUACAGGCUUUUCAACACAACCCGUGUUCCCCUCCCCAAGAAGGAUGAGUUGAUCACCGAUGAAAGUGGGAUGCACAUUUUGGUGAUACGAAAUGGGAAUUUUUAUGCCUUCAAUGUCCUGGAUGGCGAUGGGAAUAUUGUGAAGGCCUCAGAAAUCCAUGCCCACUUGAAGUACAUUCUGUCAGACGAAAGUCCCACCCCCGAAUUCCCCCUGGGAUACCUGACCAGUGAAAACAGAGACACCUGGGCCCAGAUGCGGAAUGAGCUGUUGCAAAAUGGCAACGAAGAGGCCCUAAGACUUGUGGAAACGGCCAUCUUCAGCCUGUGUCUAGACGACUUCCCUGUUUCAGAUAUUGACCAAUUAGUUCAGACCCUCCACCACGGGGACGGGAUGAACCGCUGGUUUGACAAGUCCUUCAACUUAAUCCUCACCAAGGACGGCUCUGCAGGCGUCAACCUGGAGACCUCUUGGGGGGAUGGUGUGGCAGUGAUCCGCUUCAUGAGUGAGAUCUUUAAAGACAGCACCCAGGAGCCCAUGGUCACCCCCCACUCCUACCUGGCUAACGUGGACUCCUCUUACUUCGUGAGGAAGCUAGACUUCAACCUGAACGACACCUUAAGAGAAGCCAUUUCGAAAGCCAAGGAAAACUUUGAAGCUAUGAAGAAAUCCUUGACGUUUCAGUGCUUCCGCUUUGAGAAGGGAGGGAAAACCUUCCUGAAGAGGCAGAAGGUGAGCCCGGACGCCAUGAUCCAACUCUCUUUUCAGAUGGCUUUCCUUUCGCUCUAUGGGCAGACGGUACCGACCUACGAGGCGUGUAGCACCGGGACCUUCAAGCACGGCCGGACGGAGAUCAUUCGUCCUGCCUCCGUCUACACCAAGAGGUGCUCCGAGGCUUUCAUCAGGGAGGCCUACCGGUACAAAGUGAGGGACCUUCGGAAUAUGCUGUCUGACUGUUCAGAGUACCACGUACGACUGAUCCGAGAGGCCGCCAUGGGUCAGGGAUUCGACAGGCACUUGUUUGCCCUCAGGUUCCUGGCAGCAGCAAAGAGAGGCCCCUUGAUCCCCGACUUCUUCCAGGAUCCUGCGUAUUCUUAUCUCAAUGAAAAUAUCCUCUUGACCAACACACUGAGCAGCCCCUUGGUAGCCAACAUCGCUUUUGCACCAGUAGUUCCCGAUGGCAUCUCGGUGGGGUAUUCGGUUCACCAAGACUACCUGAAGUUCACGGUCGCCUCCUACUGUGGUAGAAAUGUGGGCGAGUUCAAUCAGGGAGUGACAAAAUGCUUAGAAAAUAUUUUCAGUGUUCUAGAAGGCAGACCCAUUCAUAGCUAA